Podarcis lilfordi (Lilford's wall lizard) is the source of this 14935-nucleotide messenger RNA. The record is from the annotation of a GenBank genome assembly. NCBI's taxonomy places the organism in Eukaryota, Metazoa, Chordata, Lepidosauria, Squamata, Lacertidae.
AUGCCCAGAGAGGCAGGAAACGGGGCCAGCCAGGGGGACUCGAGAGCGGCUGCACUUUCCUGUCCCCCGCCGAGGAGAGCGGAGGAGCAGCGGCCUGUGGCCUGGCGAGUUUCCCCGGAGAGGAGCCGGAUUCCGCUGCAGGGACGGAGCGAGGAGUCCGAGGUGCAGGAGGGGGAGAGCACGUGUACCUGGCAGGAUCAGGCCCCGAGUCCAGCCAGAGGCUGCAGGGCGCCCCCCACCCGGGCAGGAAGGGGAAGGGGCGCAGCUGAGGGGCAGGGCAUCUGCAGGAGGGCACAGGGGCAAACAUCUCUGGCUCAGGCUGGCACGGACCCUGCCGGAGACCCUGGGGAGCUGCUCCCUUCAGUCCUGAGCUCAAGGGGCAGAAUGAGGGGUCCAAGGCAGCUGCUGCUUCGCGGUGGACGAUGCAUAUAGUCGUCCGAUGAUCAGCGGCGUCGUUGGGGCUGUUGCCUCCCGGGGCGGUCACUGAGUCUGCCGCCCCUCUCCCUGUCCCUCAGCAGGGAGCCCAGCCCAUUUCGACGGUCCUCCCCACGGCGGAGAGGGAAGGGGAGGCGGGGAGGAGAAGGAAGAGCAGUGCAGCAGGGAGGUGCCCCUCUCACUCUGCAGCCCCCCGACACCCUUUGCAAGCCUCCACUACUGCCCCCCUUCCUCUGCCAGUGCCAUUGAUAAAUCUAUCGCCCUUAUUUGUGAAUUGGUCUGAUCGCCUUUGAAAGCUCUCUUUGCCACCACCAUCACCGCAUCUUGUGGCAAUGAUGUCCAUCAGAUUCAUUUAGCAAGGAAAUUGCUUCUUUUGUCUUCCCCAAAUCAAGGUACACUGUGCCUACACAUGGAGGUUCUGUUGUUCUGUCACGGCUAAUAAAACGGCUAAUAGAUCUUUUCCCCGGAGAAUGCAUCUGAUCUUUCCCCAAACUAUCAAAGCUAGUGACCUCUUGUGUCUGCGUGUGAAUAAGUGUGACAGGCUUAAACCUGUCUCAUUAAUUGUUUUAUUUCCACCUUCCUCAGUAAUACAGCUGAGUUUUCAGAUGAAGGCUGAGGGUUGAAGUGGGUGACAGUUUUGAGAAUGCAGAGGAAAGGAGGAUUCUUAAGAAGUGUGGCAUAUGGAAAUGAAUUAAUGAUAAUAAAAACGUUGAAGACAGUAUUGUUAAAGACUGAGGAAGGCGAAAUUGAAAUUAGCUAUUCAUGUUCAGAUUAUUACUCCUUUCAUUUCUAUACUGCUUCAUAUUUUUAAGAAAAAAAUCUAAUUAGUAAUUAGAGAGAAAUCUCAUUGCAAUUUGUGUCCAUAGGAUGUUGAGAACAUUAACUCUGUAGAUCCAGUUCUCUCCUCCUGAUAGAUUUGAUUGUUCUUUCUGAUAGAGCAGGAGGAACGAAACAUUUAUGGUCUUAAAGCUGCAUUGAUUCUGGAGGCCACAUUCAAGUGAACUUUGUGGCCAAUGUAUGCACAUGCAUGUACACACUGAAAAGAGAUGCAGACCAUAAAGUCACAUGCACACAUGCCAUAGAUGCUGCCCACACUCACCAGACAUGCCAUCUAGCAUACAUACAAGUCUUGCAAACACAAACAACGUGUUUAGACCUUCCAACCCCAGUGCUGGGCUGGAGGAGAAAUAAGAGCACAAGAAGACCCUGCUGAAUUAGCAGUGAGAUCUGUGGAAAAAAGACCCUUCAGAUUGUUCUUUAGAAAUCCUCUUUAAAGAGCAGCCAGAGGGAUCAUUUAUUUUCCUUUUGCCCCAUUUCAGCACUGUGCUGGUUUGUGCUGAAAUUGGAGUUGAAAAGAUCUCUCUAAGGGCCCCUUAGGCAUCUUUCUCUCCAGGACAGACAGAGAUCUUCAUCCUAUGAUCAGAUCAGGAGAUGGAAACCGCAGGGACUAGCAGGACACACCCUGAGGCUUGGCAAGCCAUAUGCAGCCAAUGGACUGUAAGUUAGAAUGUCUUCAGUCAAGAGAGUUUGUGGCCACAGGAGGACUCUCCUGUGUGGGUGUCUGAGGGCCCUGCUCCUUCCUGCCACUCACCACCUGGCCCAGGGCGGGGCCUGAAGGACUCACAGGGACUGCUGCGCUCUGCUGCCCAGGAGGACUCUCCUGUGUGAGUGUUUGAGGGCCCUGCUCCUUCCUGCCACUCACCAUCUGGCCCGGGGCGGGGCCUGAAGGACUCACAGGGACUGCUGCGCUCUGCUGCCCAGGAGGACUCUCCUGUGUGAGUGUUUGAGGGCCCUGCUCCUUCCUGCCACACACCACCUGGCCCAGGGCGGGGCCUGAAGGACUCACAGGGACUGCUGCGCUUUGCUGCCCAGGAGGACUCUCCUGUCUUAAGAGGCCUCAUGAGGCACCGGGACACCACUGCUGCGGCUUCACCGUGGGGGUUGAGGAAGGCCGCUCCCUCCUGUAGGCACACUCCUCCAGGCCUAGGGGGCGGGGCCCACACUCGCCACCGCUACUGUUUUAAGGACACUGGUGUUGCCGCGGCAAAUGUUUAAAAUGUUUUUAUAUAUUUUAAAAUGUUUUAUAGGGGUUUUUACUUUUUACUUUGUUGUACCACCAUGAACGGUGGUUUUUAUUGAUAUAUUUCUAUUUUGUUCCGUUUUAUUUUGGUUUGGGGUUAGCUAUUGAGUGGGGUGGGGAUUUGUUGUGUUGGUACAAUUGUUUUUGAUUUGAUUUGUUUUCUAUUCUGUAAAUGGAGGUUGGUUUGAGGCUUGGGAUUGCUACCAUAGUGGGGCGAGGGAGGUAUGGCGGUGGGGGCAGAUGUCAUAGGCGAAGGGGAUCGAGAUAUGGAUAUGCUCGUACCCCUUCCAAUCUGCGCCCCAUCCCGAGGGACGAAGGUAGGGUGAGCAAGGAUUACUCACCUCCGUCACUGGUGUUGUGCAAUGCCAGGUCUAUAGGCAAAAAAACCGCCACCCUGCGAGACUUCUUCACCUCGCAGGGGGUUGACCUGGCUUGUGUGACGGAGACCUGGGUGCGCGAAGGGGAAACUGUUACCUUACGAGAGAUGGCGCCCCCGGGUUUCUCCGUCCUCCACCAGUCGCGGACUGUGGGCCGGGGGGGAGGGGUGGCAUUAUUAAUCCGAGAAGACUGUUCUUUCAGGGCUCUACCAUCGCCAUCGAUCCCCGGCAUUGAAUGUGUUGGCCUAGUGUGGGGCUCCGAGGAGAGCUUGGCUGUCUGGCUGGUGUACUGGCCACCUAGCGCACCAGCAGCCACCCUGUCAGGCCUGCUGGAGGCGGUGGCCGGCUGGGCCUUGGAGUUCCCCAACCUAUUGGUACUGGGGGACUUCAACAUCCACGCUGAUGCCACUCCCUCCUCACAGGCUCUGGACCUGGUGUCUUCCAUGGCGACACUAGGGCUCUCCCAGUUUGUUUCGGGCCCCACACAUCAAGCAGGCCACACGCUGGAUUUGAUCUUUGGCGCCGGUAUAGAUGUGAUCAUGUCUCCCUCGAUGAAGGUGCCAUGGUCUGAUCACUACGCACUGAAAGCCAGGAUUGAUUUUCCACCCCCACCCUGCUUAGGUGGCGAGCCGAUUUGGGCUCGCCCGCGGAGGCUGAUGGACCCUGAUAGAUUCCGUCAGGCCUUGCGGGACCUUGCUCCCCCUGGCGACUCAUUGACUGAGCUUGUUGAGGGCUGGAAUAUCCAGCUCCUGGCAGCCAUCGAUGAGAUCGCACCUAGGCGCCCUCUGCGACCCCGCAGAAACCGGGCUCCCUGGUUUACCGAGGAGCUUCGGAAAAUGAAGCGGGGCCUCAGACGGCUAGAGCGAGUAUGGCGGGGUGCCCGUGACGGAGCUUCAAGAACAUCUUAUAGGGUUUUUAUGAAAACCUACGAGAUGGCAGUGAAGGCCGCUAAGAAUUCCUACUUCUCGGCCUCCAUUGCCUCCGCUAGCUCUCGCCCGGCGCAAUUAUUUAGUAUAAUUAGGUCUUUAACAUCCCUCGAAGGACAGCCAAAUUUAAAUAACAAUUCGACACACAGCUGCGAGGCAUUUGCGAGCUCUUUUGCGGAGAAGGUCCUGUUGCUCCGCCAUGACCUCCCUGCCAAUUUGGAUACAAUGAAGGAACUGGAGGCCCCUCGACUGUCCUCGGGUCCAGUAUUGGACCACUUUGACCGGAUAUCCCCAGCCGAUGUGGACAGACUCCUCCAAGCUGGAAAGCCCACCACUUGUCCUCUUGACCCGUGCCCGUCCUGGCUGAUUAGAGCGUGUCCAGACGAGGUGCAGGCCCCCCUGGGUGAUAUCAUCAAUUUGUCCCUUGGCACUGGGAUAUUCCCAGGGGAACUGAAGGAGGCAGUGGUGCGUCCGCUCUUAAAGAAAACAUCAUUAGAUCCUUUAGAUCUAUCCAAUUACCGCCCGGUUUCGAAUCUUCCAUUCCUGGGUAAGAUGAUUGAGAGAGCGGUUGCUGAACAGCUUGGUAGGUUUCUGGAUGAAACAUCUGCUCUCGACCCAUUCCAGUCCGGCUUCCGCGCUGGUCAUGGGACCGAGACGGCUCUGGUUGCCCUAACAGAUGAUCUCUGCAGGCAGCUGGAUCGAGGCGGGUCGGGGCUGCUGAUUCUUCUAGACCUGUCAGCAGCCUUCGACAUGGUCGAUCACGAACUCCUGGACCACCGCCUUGCCGACGUGGGGAUCCAGGGCACAGUCCUUCAAUGGCUGCUCUCGUUUCUCUCCGGUCGGGGACAGAGGGUGGCGCUUGGGGGGGAAUUGUCAUCGCGCCACUCCUUGGUGUGUGGAGUGCCUCAGGGUGCGAUUCUCUCCCCGAUGCUUUUUAACAUCUUUAUGCGCCCCCUCGCCCAGCUUGUCCGGAGUUUUGGGCUGGGUUGCCAUCAGUAUGCCGAUGACACCCAACUCUAUCUGUUGAUGGAUGGCCAUCCUGACUCGGCCCCAGAUACACUGACCAGAUGUCUGGAAGCUGUGGCUGGAUGGUUACGUGGGAGCCGGUUGAAGUUAAAUCCUUCGAAGACAGAGGUCCUCUGGCUGGGACGGAGCGAUAUGGGAUUGAGGGGGCAACUCCCGUCUCUUGCGGGGGUGCAAUUAGUGCCAGCAUCAUCCGUGAAGAGUUUGGGUGUAAUCUUCGAUACCUCCCUCUCUAUGGAGGCGCAGAUUACAGCUAUAACAAAGGCGGCAUUUUUUCAUCUCUGCCAAGCUAAGCAGUUGGCUCCUUAUCUCUCUCGCCCUGACCUAGCCACUGUGAUCCAUGCGACGGUCACCUCCAGACUGGAUUAUUGUAACUCGCUCUAUGUGGGGCUGCCCUUGAGACUGACCCAGAAACUCCAGCGGGUGCAGAAUGCCGCGGCGAGACUCCUUACGGGGUCUCCGCUGCGAGAUCAUAUCCAUCCGGUGCUGUACCAGCUGCACUGGCUCCCGGUGGAGUACAGGAUCAGGUUUAAGGUGCUGGUUUUAACCUUUAAAGCCCUAUACGGCCUAGGACCCUCGUACCUACGGGACCGCCUCUCCUGGUAUGUCCCACAGAGAAAUUUACGGUCUGCAAAUAAAAACACCCUAAAGAUCCCAGGCCUCAGAGAAGUUAGGCUGGCCUCAACUAGAGCCAGGGCCUUCUCGGCCGCGGCUCCAAUCUGGUGGAACGCUCUGUCACAAGAGACUAGGGCCCUGCAGGACCUGACAUCCUUCCGCAGGGCCUGCAAGACAGAGCUGUUCCACCAGGCCUUUUGUCAGGGCGCAGCCUGACCCCCUCCUCUGGCAAUCUGCACAAAAUUUUGCUUGAUGGUUGCCAUUAAUUUGAUUUCAAUUUGAUUUAAUUAAUUUUAUAAUGAAUGUUUUAGAAUGUUGAACUAUUUUGAUUGUUGUUAGCCGCCCUGAGCCCAGCUUCGGCUGGGGAGGGCGGGAUAUAAAUAAAAUUUAUUAUUAUUAUUAUUAUUAUUAUUAUUAUUAUAGAAUAUUUUGGAGUGAGUUCUUUGAUUUUGUUGGUCAAUAUUCCUUUUGUUAGUUUCUUAGGCUGUGCAGAUACCAUACAUUUAAAGCAUGUGGCUUCCCCCAGAGAACCACGGGACCUGUAGUUUAUUGCUACAGCUCUCAACACCCCUAACAAACGGUAGCUCACAGGAUUUCUUGGGUGAAGCCAUGUACUUUCAAUGUUAGGUGGGUCUGUCACAGCCUUAAUCAUAUACAAAGAUCUGUUGUUUCUUUUCCAACAUGCUAGAAGUUGCAGCCAGGAUCAGCAUUCCCUGUCCACUGAGCAUGCUCAGUCCUCUCACUGGGUUGUUUUUGGAUUUCCUUCCACUGCCUUGGUCCCCCCCCCCCCAAAUAUUAUUUGUACUUCCAUAAACCUUGAUGUUUCCCCCAGUCUUUGGAUAACUUCCCCUCGUCCCUGGGUGGAGUCAUUUGGGUGACAUAAUGAUUGUCAUUCACAGCCUGAACAUUAGAAAUAGAAAGAGUAAUAAUAUAUUUCAAAAACUGGCAAAUGGUUAAAAAAUGUGCUUUUGUUUUUAUUCUUGGAUUUCAUUUUACUUUGUGUUUAUUUCUUUUCCAGCAGGGUGGCGUAAAAAUUGAAGAGCCGGGACCCAGGAGACCCAUUCAAAGGGAGAGACUGGAGUGCAAAGGAAAGAAACCUCCUGCCGGCCAAGUUGGGACCAUCAGGGAUCUUCUGCCUCGGGCAGAUUUAUGUCAAAUUAAGCAGGAGCAAGAGGAGGGGCAGCCGCAGCAGCACUGGGAGGCCCAGAAGCAGGAUUUCCUGAAGACGAUGCAGCCCCCUCGUUCAGGGUGGGAAACCCCACAGGCUCCCAGUUCUCCCCACUCUGGGGAUGGUGUCCUCUCCUUCAGGGGAGCUGCAGAUGCCAGUCGGUGGCCCAGUGGGAGAGCAGGGGGGACAGACCAGACCCUGCUCCCAGACACUGAGGGGCUUCUGGGAAAGGUAAGUGCCCUCCUCUCACCUGGGUUUCCAGCACCUGGAGGUCACAGGUCCACUGCUUCUAGACAUGGAGGUUCUGUUUAGCUUUGGUGGUGAAUAUUCCUCCUCCCUGCACUUCCACUCUAAUCCACUUUAAAAAGCCUUGCUAGACCAAACUUUCUUACACAUGGGAGGUUUGCGAUCAUAUCUCCUGCUAUUCUUACUUUACUUAAACAACUGCAGGGGACUCUGAAUUUUAUCAGAGCAGAAGCUGUGUCAGAAGAGGGGUCCUUCCACCAACCCCCGUUUUCCUCCUCUAAAUUGCCUCCAUUUCCAAAAUGCUCUUUUCUCCCCACUGAGGUAAAAAUCUUGGCACGUCUUGCAGCCUCAGCAAUCCCAUGUGUAGUCGCAUUAAAUAAGACUGGCCCAUCUUGCAAGGUUGUUGCAAGAUUUAUUAAGAUAAUGGCCAGAUUCAGAUGACUGAAUCACAGCCUGAAAAGCUGGGUUAAAAAUAGGAACAGUUUUUAAUGCAUUGCUGCAGCAAAGUUACAAUAAAACCUAAGUUGACCCAAGUUGAAAACCAAAAACUCUAGCCGCCACCGCAGUCUCCUGGCCCCCACAACCAGAAUGCAUCACUCCAGGAAGGACCCCCACCCAACCUUUAGUGAGAGAGGGCAAAAGAAAAGGACUCUACAUUGGUAGUUGCACAAAUUUACCAGCUGUGGUCCUGCACUGACAGUAAGGCUAACAAACAGGGGAGCUGGGAACGUGCUGGUCCCAUAUCUCCCUGCAUCUGCCUCCUGACCUAAUUGUCCCAGCUUACCUCAUGAUUGGGCCGGCCCUGAGGGUGAACUGUGAUGAAACCAGGCACUCUCUUAUGAGCCAUAACUAACAAACUUUCCAUUUUGCCCAAACCAGGAAACUACAGCUGCCAGCUUUGGAACAAGCUGAGAGAUUAAUCUAACUUCAAACUGUGCUUGCUCAAAACAGGAAACUCUGGUUGAUCAGUGGCUUCGUGCUUUGACUGAUCCCACUGAUAGCAGUAAAAAUAGGAAGCCCUGUUGCAUUUGAAGGGGUUGUUUGGACAGAGUCUCUGAUCAGCAUGCCUAGCAGGACAGGCUUAAAAAGGUAAAGGGACCCCUGACCAUUAGGUCCAGUCGUGACCGACUCUGGGGUUGUGGCGCUCAUCUCGCUUUAUUGGCUGAGGGAGCCAGCGUACAGCUUCCUGUUCAUGUGGCCAGCGUGUCUAAGCCGCUUCUUGUGAACCAGAGCAGUGCAUGGGAACGCCCUUUAUCUUCCUGCCGGAGCUGUACCUAUUUAUCUAUUUGCACUUUGAUGUGCUUUCGAACUGCUAGGUUGGCAGGAGCAGGGACCGAGCAACGGGAGCUCACCCUGUCACAGGGAUUCGAACCGCCAACCUUCUGAUCGGCAAGUCCUAGGCUCUGUGGUUUAACCCACAGCACCACCCGAGUCCCAAGACAGGCUUAGGAAGCAAUUAUUAUUAUUAUUAUUAUUAUUAUUAUUAUUAUUUGCAUCCUGCCUAUCUGACUGGGUUGCCUCAGCCCAUCUGGGUAGCUUCCAACAAAAUAGAAACCAUCAAAAAUUUCCUUGUAAAAGGCUGCCUUCGGAAGUCUUCCAUUUUGUAGAAAUGGCCUUCGGUUUUAAAGAAUUGCCCUCUUUAAGGAAUCACUUGGUGUAAACAUGUAUGUCGUCCUCUACGUCCAAACACACACAGACAAACAUAGUGGGAGCAAGCAGUGCUCUAAAGUGCUUAUCUUGCAAACUUGCCAUCUAAGUUGUUUACUCCUGACCAAAGUUCCUGUUUCCCAAAAGGACAGGAGGGGGAGCAGUGGAGGAAACGGAUGGGUUUGAAGGCUCUUUCCACCAGCCGCCUCUCUCCCCUGAGGAACAAGAGCAAAAGGUGUUAGCAGGGCAGAAGAACAGAGGAGUCAGGGAGGACAGAGGGAGCAGUGGGCGGAUCGCCCGCCUCUCCCAGGGGGUCCUGAUGCAAGCAAGGGGCUUCCUUCUUCUCCAUGCAAGGGCCACUCAUGUAUUCAGAGCAGUUCUUUGCAGAUGAACUCUUAAAUUCCAAGGGACCUACUCUCAGGCCGCUAAUGUACAUACCAUGCCAGCCUUAGGAAGGGAGGUGGGACAGGGAGGUGAAAGGAAUUGCCAAAGGUGUUUCAAAAUGGGUGGGGGAUCUUGGGGAAGGGGUGCCCAAUUGGGGCUUCUUCAGGGGGAGCAGAAUGUCUUGGGCAGGGGAAUCCCUGCAGGGGCUCUCAGACUCCCUUGGCUUCUUCUUCCCUCCCUCCCAGGAAGCUGCAACUGGCUCUGGAUUCUGCGCUCCUCAGGAAGCUGAACCUGCAAACCUAGCUGAGACUGAACCUGCAACCCUGGCCAGGAUGGAAGGAGGAAGAUGGACGGGUGACCUGGUCAGGCUGUCUCCCGGAUCCCUCCCCACAACCUCUGAGCAUUCCCUCCCAGGACCCUUGGAGAAAUCUGGUGAGUUCCAGGGGAGAGGAGAUGGGGACAGGGAUGGAUGGAUGGAUGGAUGGAUAGAUGGAUGGUGGAGGGAGAAAGGGGAAAAGAUGGAGUUGAGACAAAUGGAAGGAGGUUCCUGAACGUAAGAAGGAAGGGGUGAGGCCUUCUCCAAAGCAGCUUUUCUUCCUCCAGGCUUUUAAAUCUUAGAUGUUAUUUCCCCAGCAGGAAUAUUGAUGAUAAUGAUGUGGCACACCAAUCCUGAAAAAAGGGUGAAGGGGAAUGGAAAUGCUUCCCAUAAUUAUUUAUAAUUAAUCUAUUACCCUUAUUUUUUAUAGACAGGGUCAGAUACAUUCCACCAGCAUCAAAAUAAAUGCAUGCAGCUCCCCAGUUUGGUGGACUUAAGGGACAAAGGACCCGUUAUCAUGAUACAUAAUUCCUGUGGCUGGAGGCUCUACACUUAGGAUUGGACAUAUAAAGUCCAAGAGCGUCUGGUAUUAGAAGCAAAUUGUGUUAACUUGCCAAUCUUACAGACUGGGGUUGUUUGUGAGAGUGAGUGAGUGGGAUAAUAAUUUCUAGCACCCCUGUAAUUUUCUCCGUUCCUAAGCUUCUAUGGGUGGGACGCGGGUGGCGGUGGGACGCGGGUGGCGCUGUUGGUAAAACCUCAGCGAUUAGGGCUUGCCGAUCGCAUGGUCGGCGGUUCGAAUCCCCGCGGCAGGGUGAGCUCCCAUCUUUCGGUCCCAGCUCCUGCCCACCUAGCAGUUCGAAAGCAGCCCUAAGUGCCAGUAGAUAAAUAGGUACCGCUUUAUAGCAGGAAGUUAAAUGGUGUUUCCGUGUGUUGCGCUGGUGCCGGCUCGCCACGGCAGCUUUGUCACGCUGGCCACCUGACCCGGAAGUGUCUCCGGACAGCGCUGGCCCCCGGCCUCUUAAGUGAGAUGGGCGCACAACCCUAGAGUCGGACACGACUGGCCCGUACGGGCAGAGUUACCUUUACCUUUACCUUUAAGCUUCUAUGGAGAUACUGUGGUACAACCUUGGUACAAAUUUCAAAAUAAGUACACCAAGCCAACAAAGAGACUCAGAGAUUUAUAGUGGCACCAGGUAAAGGUAAAGGGACCCCUGACCAUUAGGUCCAGUCGUGACUGACUCUGGGGUUGUGGCGCUCAUCUCGCUUUACUGGCUGAGGGGGCCGGUGUACAGCUUCCGGGUCAUGUGGCCAGCAUGACUAAGCCACUUCUGGUGAACCAGAGCAGCGCACAGAAACGCCGUUUACCUUCCCGCUGGAGCGGUACCUAUUUAUCUACUUGCACUUUGACAUGCUUUCAAGCUGCUAGGUUGGCAGCAGCAGGGACCGAGCAACGGGAGCUCACCCUGUCACGGGGAUUCGCACCGUCAACCUUCUGAUCGGCAAGCCGUGGCUCUGUGGUUUAGACCACAGCGCCACCCGCGUCCCUUAAAGUUCCCUUAGAGAGAUCCUUUAACUCCAAUCUCAGCAGGAAUCAGCACAGUGCUGAAAUGGGAUAGAAGCCCUGAUCUGGAGAUAAAUGAUCCCACUGGCUGCUCUUUAAAGAGGGUUUCUAAAGAACAAUCAGAAGGGUCUUUUUUCAUGGAUCUCAUUGCUAAUUCAGCAGGGUCUUCUUGUGCUCUUAUUUUCCCCCACCCCAGCACUGGGGUUGGAAGGUCUAAACAUGCUGGUUCAUAGAUGUCAACUUUCAGAUUUGAAAAUAAGGGAUCAGCAGCCUCACCUGUCCCCACGUCCCUGUGGCAUCACGUAUCCUGCUCAAAAUUCCACUUUGUCAGACUGCAGCCCACAAAAGCUUAGGCCAUAAUACAUUUAUCAGCCUUUAAGGGCUGCAAAAGAUGAAUAAACAGAAGCGUAGUUCAUCUAUGGAAUCCAUCCUACAGGAGACCGUGAGAGCCAGCAACUUGGAUAGCUUGAAAGAAAAGAUAAGACUGACGUCUCUGCUCUGCCCUCGCAAUCCUAGGCAAUAAUCCUUCUUGAUACUAGUUUCUGAAAAGCACAGGAAGGCAGAGAAGACUCUUGUGCUCCAAUCCUGCUUGCCGGUUUCCCACAGGCAUCUGGUUAGCCUCUGUGAGAAGAGGAUGCUGGACUAGGUGGGCCUUUGCCUGAUCCAGCAGGCUCUUCUUAGGUUCCAAUAUAUUGCAAUAUUUUUUCAGUUACAUGUAGCACUUAAGUUUUACUUAUUUCACAAGGGAAAUACUGUUACUUGAGCCUGAGAUAAUUUCCUCACUUGAAAAAGAAAAAUACAGAGAUGUGUUUAAUAAGCCAAUUCCCCCAUAGAUCUGUAUUAUAAAAUGAUGGUGCUUUAUUAAGUGUGAAUGGAGUGAUCAUGUGUUGCUCUUGCCAUUAUCUCAUCUGCUUUGCAAAAAAAUUGGAACCUAGAGAGGACAGUGGAGAAUGAAGGUGUUAAAAUGAGAGAAGGUACAGAUUGGGAUUGACAUGUGUUCAGUUCCUUUUUUGUCUUUCUUGAAAGUCUAACAGGAUUCUCUUUCCUCCCAGACUCCCAAACAGGUGAGGAAGAUGAAAGUCAGAAUUCUAUGGAGCCACAGGUGAAUUCAUUGGGAAGAACAAAGAAACUGAGGAUACAACAAGAAACUCACAAAGGAGAGAAACUAUUUGAAUGUAUUGAAUGUGAAAAGAGCUUCAGUACCACUGGGAAACUUCGAAUACAUCAGCGAACUCACACAGGGGAGAAACCAUUUGAAUGUAUUGAAUGUGGAAAGAGCUUCAGUCGAAAUGAUGCACUAAGAAUACACCAACGAACUCACACAGGGGAAAAACCAUUUAAAUGUAUGGAAUGUGGAAAGAGCUACAGGGAUAGUGGAUCACUUAGAAUACACCAACGAACUCACACAGGGGAGAAACCAUUUAAAUGUAUGGAGUGCGGUAAGGGCUUCAGUCGAAGUGGAACCCUUAGAAGUCAUCUACGAAUACACACGGAGGAUAAACCAUUGAAAUGUAUUGAAUGUGGAAAGAGCUUCAGUGAAAGUGGAGCACUUAGAAUACACCAACGAAUUCACACAGGUGAGAAACCAUUUAAAUGUAUGGAGUGCGGUAAGAGCUUCAAUGAUAGUGGAUCACUUAGAAUACACCAACGUACUCACACGGGAGAGAAACCAUUUAAAUGUAUUGAAUGUGGAAAGAGCUUCAGUGAAAGUGGACAUCUUAGAAGACACCAACGAACUCACACAGGGGAGAAACCAUUUAAAUGUACUGAAUGUGGAAAGAGCUACAGUCAAAGUGAAGGCCUUAGAAUACACCAACGAACUCACACAGGGGACAAACCAUUUAAAUGUAUGCAGUGUGGAAAGAGCUUCCAUGAAAGUGGAGCACUUAGAAGACAUCAACAAACUCACACAGGGGAGAAACCAUUUGAAUGUAUUGAAUGUGGAAAAAGCUAUAGUCGAAGCGGAGAACUUAGAAUACACCAACGAAUUCACACAGGGGAAAAACCAUUUAAAUGUAUGGAAUGUGGAAAGAGCUACAGUGAUAGUGGAUCACUUAGAAUACACCAACGAACUCACACAGGGGAGAAACCAUUUAAAUGUAUGCAGUGUGGAAAGAGCUUCCAUGAAAGUGGAGCACUUAGAAGACAUCAACAAACUCACACAGGGGAGAAACCAUUUGAAUGUAUUGAAUGUGGAAAAAGCUACAGUCGAAGUGGAGAACUUAGAAUACACCAACGAACUCACACAGGGGAAAAACCAUUUAAAUGUAUGGAAUGUGGAAAGAGCUACAGGGAUAGUGGAUCACUUAGAAUACACCAACGAACUCACACAGGGGAGAAACCAUUUAAAUGUAUGCAGUGUGGAAAGAGCUUCCAUGAAAGUGGAGCACUUAGAAGACAUCAACAAACUCACACAGGGGAGAAACCAUUUGAAUGUGUGGAUUGUGGAAAGAGCUUCAGUCGAAGUGGGACACUUAGAAGACAUCAACGAACUCACACAGGGGAGAAACCAUUUAAAUGUAUUGAAUGUGGAAAGAGCUACAGUCGAAGUGGAGAACUUAGAAUACACCAACAAACUCACACAGGGGAAAAACCAUUUAAAUGUAUGGAAUGUGGAAAGAGCUACAGGGAUAGUGGAUCACUUAGAAUACACCAACGAACUCACACAGGGGAGAAACCAUUUCAAUGUAUGCAGUGUGGAAAGAGCUUCAGUCGAAGUGGGACACUUAGAAGACAUCAACGAACUCACACGGGGGAGAAAUCAAUUAAAUGUAUUGAAUAUGGAAAGAGCUACAGCCAAUAUGGAGCACUUAGAAGACAUCAACGAACUCAUACAGGGCAAAAACCACGGAUACUUUAAUAAACUGCAUAGGUGUUUUUUACCUUUCCUUCUAUGCUUCCUUGCAAUACUGACAAAAUCAAACCAUGCCAAUGCUUUCAGCCCCAGAAGAGGAGCUCCCCUUGGUGUCAAAAGAAAGCAGUCCUGUGCCACAUUUCGUAGCAGUUACUUUAACACACUCUACCUGGGGCUGCCUUUGAAAAGAGUUCAGAAGCUUCAAUGGCUCAAAGAGCAGUAUAGGACUCCCAUAUUCGAACAGCUUCGUCUGCCUAAUUGUCUGUUUCUGAACACAAUCAAUGUUUCCACAAGAAGAGGAAGAUAGAUUUGGAGUGCAGCAUUUUUAAUAAGAAAUGGACCCAUGACUAUUUCUUUGUGGAGCUGAGCCUCAUUUGUGGUGAGGCCCUCUCCGUCCUGAAGAAGGCCCACCUGUAGACACACUGCAGGACGAAGCACAUUCAGUACGAGGAGUUCCAAGGGCAGCUGCGCCAGGAGAAGGUCAAGGCGCUGAAAACGGACCUGUUGGGUACCUGUGGCCCCUCCAGAUGAUGUCAAAUUGCAACUCACGUCUUCUUUAGCCGCUGGCCACGCUGGCUGGGGCUCAUGGGAGCUGGAGUUCAAGGAUCUAGGUCCACAAAUGCCGGGGACAAUUCAAAUCCCUCCUCAGUCGUGAAGCCGAUUGGGCAACUUAAAGCUGGUCACCAUCUUUAUGCGAAACCUCCCUCGCAGGGUUGCUGUGUGCGUGAAAGCACAGAAGUUUUUAGGGAAGUUUUUAAUAUUUAAUGCUGUACUGUUUUUAACACUUGAUUGGAAGCUGCCCAGAGUGGCUGUGGAAACUCAGCCAGAUGGGCGGGGUAUAAAUAAUAAAUUAUUAUUAUUAUAUAAUGAUCUUCCUCUGCUUCACUUCAGAUAAUUCAGUGGGGCCUCUUCUCAGUUCAUUCUAUUCUGGAUCAGUGCCUUAAUCCUUUGAAGAUUUUGUAUAUCACAGAAUAGUCAUUGAGGUGUCCCCAGAUGUUGUUGUCCAGUUCCCAUCAGCUUCAGCCAGCAGGGCAGACAGUCAAGGAUGAUAGAAACUCUAAUCUGGACCCCAGCACCUUGGCUCUGCUGCCCUAUAUCCUUCCCAUUGAAAGAAAUGUGAAAAUUAAUUUUGUACGCUAUAGAUUUAUCCUGGUCUGGUGCAUGCAAUGUCUUUUGUUUUGCAGCUGUGUGAUUUGUGCUCAUAUUGUAUUGUGGUGGCCAUUGGCUAUAAACAAUAAAAUUUAUAGAUACAGUCGAUUGAACUGCAAAAAUAAGUAAUAAAAUAAUAAAACGAUUUUUAUAU